Molecule: messenger RNA, 651 nt
Organism: Fibroporia radiculosa
Lineage: Eukaryota; Fungi; Basidiomycota; Agaricomycetes; Polyporales; Fibroporiaceae
Exons: 6
Coding region: 1-651 (216 amino acids)
Biological process (GO): endoplasmic reticulum unfolded protein response
Cellular component (GO): Hrd1p ubiquitin ligase ERAD-L complex; endoplasmic reticulum membrane
Molecular function (GO): ubiquitin-specific protease binding; misfolded protein binding
Source: RefSeq, a predicted model, not a curated record
AUGCCCGUCGGUAUUGAGGCUUGGGUUACUCAAAUACCGCCUGUCACCCGAGCAUGGCUCGCCCUCUCAGUGUUUACGAGCUUAGCUGUCCAAUGCCAGCUCGUGACGCCGCUACAGCUGUACUUUAGUUUUUCAACAGCAUUCACCAACUCACAGCCUUGGCGGAUGGUCACGACGUUCUUCUACUUUGGGACCAUAUCCCUAGACUUUAUAUUCCACAUGUUCUUCUUCAUGAGAUAUAGUCGGAUGCUAGAAGAGUCAUCGUUUGCCAACAAGAAAGCUGACUACUUUUGGCUGCUAUUCCUGUCCUCCCUGAUGCUCCUGGCUCUCUCUCCACUUGUAAACCUCCCCUUCUUGUCGUCACCUCUUGCAUUUGUGCCCAUAUACCUAUGGUCACGCCGCCACCCGUCAACGCCAAUCUCGCUCUUUGGCCUCAUCACGAUCUCAGCAUCUUACCUCCCUCUAGCGCUUGUUGGUCUUGCUUGGCUGCUGAAUGGCACAUGGCGAGCGGCAGCCGGGGAUCUUUUAGGGUGCGCUGUUGGCCAUAUUGGUUGGUUCGUGCGAGAUGUAUGGGCUAGGGAGAUGGCCGGAGGGCCUACUAUCAUGAGUGAGGCUCCCGAUGCACUGAAACGAUUAUUCGGAGAUAUUUAA